AUGACAGACAGGAGAGAAUUGAACCAGAAAAGACUGCAAAAGUCUAUAAAAUUCAAAUGUGAUGGUUCAUUCAAUACUCUAACAGCAAUGAUAUCAGAUUCAGGAAAAGUUCCGAUCGAAAAUGAAAAUUGGGAUGAUUUUUAUAUAAUUUUAAAAGAAAAGAGCGACAAUGAAAAAGACGUUUUAGUGGCAACCAUAGGGCUGAAUGGAAUUGUCAAGAAUGUUAUACUACAUGCUAUAUUAAAAGCUAAAAUUGGAGAAGUUAAUCGGGAAAUUACGCGUGACUUAAUAUUUUCAAAGAGCUUAUCAGAAUACCAUUUAGAAUUCCCUUCAGUUUAUACAGAUAUUUCAUCGAAUAUCGAAAAAAAAUCAUUCGAAUUUAAAUAUAAUUUUAGUUAUGAUCCAUUGUUCAAACCAGAUUUUAUUUCAUAUGCAGUAGUUCCGUCUGUUGUUCAAGCUGCACCAAUUUCUCAGGUUGGCAUUUUCAAAUUAAAAGGAAUUGCUAAUUACAAUGUUAGCAACUCCAUGUAUUGCUGUUUUGUUGAAAUGAUUAAUAGGUCGCCAAUUUUACGCGGUUACUUUAAAAAACAAAAACAAACUCCUUUCUUAUAUCAUCUUAGUAACGUUCUAUAUAGUAUUGCCGAUGGCGAUUGCAGCAUCAACGAUUUUGUAUCUUAUUGUCAAUUAACAUGUGAAAAAUCAAUUCAUACCUUUUCUGAUUUAUUGAUUCUUGUGGGUAAGCAGAUCAAAGAGUUUUCGGACAAGUAUUUCGGAGUCAAAGUUAACAAUGAAUCCGUUCCUUUUUUAGAUAUUCUUGUAACAAGUAAAGCAUCAAUUCAACAGCACAUUAUUAACAACUUGCCUGAUAAUGAAUCACUAUCCCCAUUCUUAUUUGUUACAAUUACUUACGGUGAAGAGCAAUCCGGCCUAGUUAAAUUUUCCCAAAAUAUUAAACUUACUUGUGGCAGGCAAACCCAAAAUUAUAUUUUACAGUCUAUUUUAGUAUAUAACAAAGAUAAAAAAUCCUACUAUUUAGCUGCAUAUGAUGAAAAUUGUAAUCAAAUAUGGCAAAUUAUUCAAGGAUGCACAAUAGAAAAGAAACAAUUCCAUGAGAUACUUAAUUAUCUUACAGAUGGAAUAACAAAUGAUGUCCCUCAGGCAUUUUUAUAUAAACAUAGUGAAUUUCUUUCAUUUGAUGAACCUCAUUUCCCCUUUCCAACAUUAGAGAAAACCAUUGGUUUAUUGUGCUAA
Trichomonas vaginalis G3 is the source of this 1251-nucleotide messenger RNA. RefSeq lists its product as uncharacterized. The record is from RefSeq and is a predicted model, not a curated record. Lineage: Eukaryota; Parabasalia; Trichomonadida; Trichomonadidae. Bases 1 to 1251 code for a protein of 416 amino acids. The transcript has a single exon.